AACUCGCAUGCGAUUUUUAAUUAUUAUAAGAUUGUCCAUCUCUAAUUCACAUAUCACACGUGCGUCUGCUUUGUUUUGUUUACAUUUUUUGAUCUUCAAAAUGAGCACCGCAAGUAACAAGAAAGUGGUAAUAAAUAAACGGGUAAAAGGCCUGCCACGAGAGGCUUUAGAAAAACUGAGCCAAACGGAGCUGAUCGACAAGAUAGUCCAACUGGAAGCUUAUAAUUUUCAGCUCCGAAAUCUGCUACAGAAAAAGCUUACUGAUCAGGAUAAAGACAAUGAGGAGUACGCACUAUUGUUUGCCAAGGACACGGAUGCUACGGUAUCCAAAGAUGCAAAAAUAUCCAGCCGCCAGCAGCAGCGAAAAUUCGAUUGGAGCAAUGCUCACCGUCGUCAUGUUUUGCUGAAAGUGAGUUACUUUGGCUGGGACUAUCAGGGAUUGGCUUGCCAGGAGGACUCCAACGACACUAUUGAAUCCCAUUUGUUUCGGGCUUUGACGAGGACGUGUCUCAUUGAAUCGCGCGCCACAUCCAACUAUCAUCGUUGCGGUCGCACCGACAAGGAGGUGAGUGCUUUCUGCCAGGUGAUCUCUAUCGAUUUGCGCAGCAAACACCCGCCCGAAAGCCAACUAGAUGCCACUUCUAUAUCAUCCGAAAUCGACUACUGUGGCCUGCUGAAUCGUGUCUUGCCCAAGAAUAUACAGUGCGUGGCCUGGAUGCCGCUGCGUAGUCCUGUUUACAGUGCACGAUUCGAUUGUGUAGCUCGUACCUAUCGCUACUACUUUCCCAAAGGUGACCUGGACAUUCCGGCCAUGCAAGAGGCCUGUAAUCAUCUGGUGAGGCACGCUGACUUUAGAAAUUUCUGCAAAAUGGAUGUCCAUAAUGGGGUGACGAACUACACCCGAAACUUGCAGUCGGCCAGGGUGGAGGCCUGCGAGGAGACACUAACUGAUUCCGGUUACGACAUGUAUUAUUUGGAAAUUCAAGCUAAUGCUUUUCUUUGGCACCAAAUACGAUGCAUCAUGGCCGUUUUAAUCUUGGUUGGUCAGAAAAAGGAGAAGCCGAGCGUUGUUACCGAUCUGCUGGAUGUGGAGGUCAAUCCUUGUAAGCCCCAGUACACGCCUGCCAUUGGUUUGCCUCUGAACCUCUUUCGGUGCGAUUUUCGAGACAAGACUACGAGGAGUGUAACGCAUCCUGAUGCUGGAGAUGCAGGUGACGAUGCCAUGGACACUGAACCAGAAGUAGGAGGAGACAGUAAUGCUGAAAAUCCUUCAAAAGAAAGCGAUGUCACUGAAUGGGUGUACAAUGAGGAAAACCUUCAAAAGCUUAUCGAAAACACACAAUGUGAGUGGGCACAAUUCAGUGUCAAGAGUACGAUGAUUCGGAAUGUACUCCACCAGUUAGAGAACGUCUUAGAGGAUAACUUUAAGCCCGCGGAAAAGGUUCAGGCGCAAGUAAUCUUGCUGCAGGAUUCGGUCAAGCCGCGUCAAUAUCAACCGCUCUUGGAGCGAAAGCGUUGUGAGAGCCUGGAGAACCGUAUAGAGCAUUUUGUCAAGAAGCAAAGGUUGAUAGUUAAGUAAGAGACUGUAACCCACAAUAAUAGAUUCAAUAAAAUUGUAAAUACAAACCAAAA
Molecule: messenger RNA, 1632 nt
Organism: Drosophila ananassae
Lineage: Eukaryota; Metazoa; Arthropoda; Insecta; Diptera; Drosophilidae
Product: tRNA pseudouridine(38/39) synthase
Exons: 5
Coding region: 8-1579 (523 amino acids)
Biological process (GO): tRNA pseudouridine synthesis; mRNA pseudouridine synthesis
Cellular component (GO): cytoplasm; nucleus
Molecular function (GO): pseudouridine synthase activity; RNA binding
Source: RefSeq, a predicted model, not a curated record